GCUCUAGACUCGUUAUACUUUUCACGGAUGAGUUGGGUCAUAUUUCCCACUGGAGAGCCAUCAUGGCAGGAAGUCUGGCUGGCAUGGUUGCAACCAUCGUGACUUAUCCCACUGACGUAAUUAAAACACGUCUCAUCGUGCAGAACAGACUGGAACCAUCUUAUGAAGGAAUUCUUCAUGCUUUUUACAAAAUUUAUCAUCAAGAAGGACUCCUUGCACUCUACCGAGGCGUUUCACCAGCUAUAUUAGGUGCUGUCCCAUUUUCUGCAGGCUCAUUCUUUGUUUACAUCAAUCUGGACAAAAUCUGGCGAGAACCCAUAGUUCAUUUCACUCCUCUUCAGAACUUCAUAAAUGGCUGUGUAGCAGCUGGUGUGGCACAGACGCUUUCUUUCCCCUUUGAGACUGUCAAGAGGAAGAUGCAGGCCCAGAGUCCUUGGCUUCCCCACUAUGGAGCAGUUGAUGUCCAUUUUACUGGCAUGGCUGACUGUUUCCGUCAAACUGUGAAGAACAAAGGUGUGCUUGGACUUUGGAGUGGACUCACACCCAGUCUGCUCAAGCUAACUCCUGGUGUGGACCAGAGUUUACAGCCACAAGAACUGAGAGAAUUGAAGCUACUCCGAAGGGAAAAUUUUGAGCGAAGGAAAUCAGCUCUUGAAAACUGACAUCAGAGUGUCUGUUACAAGAUAUACGUGCUACCUUUCUUAAGGAACUUUGCAAGAAAGACAUGCCGAACUACAGGUACCAGCAUCCCAGCAGAUUGCAUGGUUUUACUUCUGAGACACCAGUGCCAGGAAUGAAUAAAUCUUGUAUCUCAUUUGCUGAAUGGAUAUAAACAAUAUAAAUAGCAAGCAUAUACUGAAGAGGAGAGAUUCAACUAGUUUGAAAUCACAAUACUAUUGGAACUUGAAAUUGCAUUAUUCUAGGUGCUUUUCCAUACUGAAUAGCCAUUUUGAGAUAAAACCACUUGCAGAAAGGCAAGAGAACUGAGGUGAGACUAUAAAUGGUAUCUUCAGAAAUAUGAAGAAAAUUCAAAUGGGUUUUUUUUUAAGUAAUCUGAGAUACCGUGUCAGCCAAAAAUUAUAAACGGAGUAGAAUACAUACAAAGUGCAAGAAUUUCUACUGAAAUGUCUUUUUUUUUUAGUGAUGCUGUAUGGAUGUGGCAUUCUCUGUAUGCAGAAUUAGUCUCAGUUCAGUCACACUCCAGAAUCCAGUCUUCAGUGUUCGAGACUUACUUGAGAAUAAUAAUUUUGUAUGAAUCUUUGGUGUAAAGAUUAAAAUAUGCUGCUUAAACCAUGCUUUUGCUAAGAGAGAAUUGUAAUGUGCAAAAUGAACUGGAAUACACCGGAAUGACAACCUUACAAACUUAAGCGCAUACUAGAAAAUAUUCCCCCCUUUCUCCUAUGUCAUUACUGCAUGUACUUGAAUUAUUUCAGGCUUUGAAGAAUAGUUUUCCUGAAGUAAUUUCCUGAAAAGUGCAGUUCUUAAAUGUAUUAGGUCUUUCAGAGCCAUGGGCCUUAUGUUGUUUCGGUAUUCUUAAAGCUCUGUUUUUAUAUUUAACUACUUUUUAGUUCCUGUGCACAGACCCGGGCAUACAGUGCUGCUCCGAGCUUUCCAGGAGGAUAGCACUGUGCACACAGGCUGUGAGUUUUACUCUUUAACACUGCAAUCCAAGAGCCACCGACAGUUUCUGUAGACUGGAACCUCUCUGCAAGACCACUAGGUUAUUGCCAGUGCCAAUGCAAUUGAUAGGCCUCUGACCAGUCUAGGGAGCUUUGGGGCUAUAAAAGGUCAUCUUGGUAUUAUACCUGAGGACCUGUGGCAUUGCUCCAGUUCCUUUGUAGAAGUACAGCUAUGGAACAGCCCCAUCCUAGUGCCUUCUGAUAGAAACCUUAAACCCCGUGUCUGUGUGGGAAGGUGGCUCUGCCUCUGCGGCAUGUCCCACCAGCGUGGCAGCAUGGGAAUCACAGCAGCUCAGUCAGGCCUGUGCACAUGCGCCAUGCUCCUGCCCUGGCUGCAGCACCCUGGGCUCCGCACAGGAUUUGCCUGCUGGUUUACACAGCUUUUUUGUGUGUGUGUUUGUACCGUCUAUGUCCCUGCUGGGUGGAAGUAAAUCUCAGAAACUGUUUGUUUAAGCCAGGUCAUAGUGGGAUGAGGCAAUGACAGAUCGAUGCACAAGCAGUCUGUGACUGCAUGGAGGGAUUUGCAGAAAAAUUUGGUAUAAUUGUAAGGCUUGCCUUGCUCCUAGAACUCAACACUGAUGUACCUUACAGCAAAGGUCUUACAGUAUCUCUCUUAAUGGGCUUGCUCAGCUCUGCUGCAGUGGUGCUUCAUAUCAACGCAAGCAUUGACAGCAAAGAUUAAGAUGGUAGAGAAGCAGCUCUGGCAGCUCGUGCAUCACACUGAGGCUGUAAGUGCUUUUGCUUCUAAUGAACCUGUCUAGCAAACAUGUUUCUCUGUGCCUCAGUUUCCCCAUCUGCACACUGCAGGUAAUAAUACUGAGACUUACUGGUGAUGUACGAAUAAGAUGUGACCUGUGAGUGUGCUGGGGAGGAACGGGUUUCUAGAGUGCCCUUAACCUCGUCCAAGCAUACCUGUAUGAUUUUUACUAAUGUUGUAUUUCUAAAUAGAUUUUAAAGAUUGAGUGAUGGGUGCAUAUGAAUGUCUGAUCAGCUCUCCAAACCGGGUAAGAGUCAAGUGAGUCAGUUACCUCUAACUUGUUUCUCAUAUGCUAAUAAGACCAUUGUAUUGUAACUUACUCCACGGUUUAUAAAUCACUUAACUGACCUUUUAUCAACCAAGCCUCUACCUUUCGUAAUCACAUGUGUGCAUGAGAAAUCCCCCAAAAGGUAACGCUAAAAUAUUUAAGACAGCACUGAAACCAAGUGCUGCAGUGGUGGAUUACUGACGUGUAAAAUGGUGUACCACCGCGAAGAACCAGUCACGGGCAAGGCUGAGCCCUGAGGUCGUCACUCGAGUGACAUUUGGGUGCAGCCCCGCAGCAGAGAAGGAAGCCGGGGGUGUGUCUGUCUGUCUGUCCGAGCACCCCGUCACAGCGGGGCUCAGCCCGGUGACUGACGGGGGGAUCCCGUACGGGACGUGGAGUUCUGGGGGCCCAGCUGAGGUCAGACUUCUCUGAAGAUAAGCA
This is a messenger RNA of Athene cunicularia (burrowing owl), 3145 nucleotides long. It is a transcript of the gene SLC25A43, whose product is annotated as solute carrier family 25 member 43. Lineage: Eukaryota; Metazoa; Chordata; Aves; Strigiformes; Strigidae. The coding region runs from base 63 to 662 and encodes 199 amino acids. Gene Ontology annotation, biological process: transmembrane transport. The record is from RefSeq and is a predicted model, not a curated record. The transcript is spliced from 4 exons.